ACAAUCCGAAAGGAGUACGAAAAAAGAGUAGAACCAUCUCCUCCUUCCUUCGAGAGAAGAAGCAUGGAAUCCAGCCCAUUCCCACGCCCAACAACGCCCUUCACAACUCCUCUUUUUUCUUCUCGACGAAACCCCAUCUCCCUCUUUCCAAUUCCCCAUACGAAAUCCUCUCUCCAUGCUCGCCUCUUCCCGCCACAACCCGUCUCCGCUCUGAAGAGCCCAAAGGGCUUCGGGCCUUCUCCUAAUAAGACGAGCAAAAAGCAGAAGAAAAGGGGAAAUGAUGGAGGAGGAGGAGAAGAUGAAGAAGAAGAAGGCAAUGACGACUAUGUGAGAAGUGACGGUGGUGAUGAUACGAUACCGGAGGUAGUAACGAACAGGAUGAUGAAGAGAAUGGGGUUUUCGGUGGGGAUUCCAUUGGUGAUCGGGCUCAUGUUCUUCCCUUUCUUUUAUUAUCUGAAGGUGGUGGCAAAGGUGGACAUACCAACGUGGCUCCCAGUCAUAGUGUCGUUCGUCUUCUUUGGGACUGCUCUUUUGGGAGUGAGUUAUGGGAUAGUGUCGUCGAGCUGGGAUCCGUUGAGGGAAGGCUCCAUCUUAGGCUGGAACGAGGCUCAGAAGAAUUGGCCUGUCUUUUGGCAGUCUCUCUGGGGCAGAAAGGGUAACAACUAGUACAGUUCUUCUCUCUCUCUCUUUCUCCAUCUCUCUGUAAUGAUUGUGAAAUAUAAUGAAGUUUUGCUAAGCGAUUCUCUA
Messenger RNA from Magnolia sinica, 747 nucleotides. RefSeq names its product protein PAM68, chloroplastic. Bases 64 to 666 code for a protein of 200 amino acids. Lineage: Eukaryota; Viridiplantae; Streptophyta; Magnoliopsida; Magnoliales; Magnoliaceae. The transcript has a single exon. The record is from RefSeq and is a predicted model, not a curated record.